Molecule: messenger RNA, 2548 nt
Organism: Drosophila yakuba
Lineage: Eukaryota; Metazoa; Arthropoda; Insecta; Diptera; Drosophilidae
Product: fatty acyl-CoA reductase 1
Exons: 11
Coding region: 179-2500 (773 amino acids)
Biological process (GO): long-chain fatty-acyl-CoA metabolic process
Cellular component (GO): peroxisome
Molecular function (GO): alcohol-forming very long-chain fatty acyl-CoA reductase (NADP+) activity
Source: RefSeq, a predicted model, not a curated record
GUCGCGUUCAGUCUUCUUUCGAGCUUCGCAGUGUGCACACCGCUCCCUCCACUAUUCGAUUCGAUCCGAACUAGUACGAUCCGAACCGAUAUAGUCUCGCAUUAAUUCGCGUGCGCGAGAGUUUGAUACAAAUAUUGCAAGUGUUUUAAUUGAGGAGAAUCCCAAGCACUCAAGCAAGAUGACGGUGGAUCUAUCGCCAGUGCAGGAAUACUACAAGGACAAGACGAUCUUCAUCACUGGAGCGUCUGGGUUCAUGGGCAAGGUGCUGCUGGAGAAGUUGCUCUACUCCUGCCACUCCCUCAAGGAGGUGAUAAUCAUCUGCCGCCCGAAGCGUGGCAAGGCACCCGAGACGCGUCUCGAGGAGAUGUUCAAGCUGCCCAUCUUCCAGCGCAUCAAGGACGAGCGUCCGGAGAUGCUUAAGAAGGUUACCAUCUACCAGGGCGACGUUACCUUCGACCAGCUUGGACUCAGCGGGGAGAGCUUGAAGCACGUGACCGAGAACACCAACAUUGUUUUCCACAUGGCGGCCACCCUGAAGCUGGAGGGCAACCUUCGCGACGCCAUCGACAUGAACUUGCUGGGCACCCGGCGAGCGCUCAACGUGGCCAAGGAAAUGAAGCAGCUGGAGGCCUUCAUCCACUUGUCCACGGCUUUCUGCAACUGCGACCAGGAGGUGAUGUACGAGAAGGUGUACGAUUUUCCACACAAGCCAGAGGAUCUCAUGCGCCUGGCCGAGUGGAUGGACGUGAAGACCCUGGACGCCAUUACGCCGGAUUUGCUGAAGCCGCACCCCAACACCUACACCUACUCAAAGCGCCUGGCGGAGCUCCUGGUGCGCGACCACUACGAGUCCAUGCCCGUCAUCAUCGCCCGUCCCAGCAUCGUGUCGCCGUCGGCGUACGAGCCCGUCCCGGGAUGGGUGGACAACCUCAACGGACCCACCGGGCUGAUGGUGGGCGCCGGCAAGGGCGUCAUCCGCUCGAUGCUGAUUGACACGCGCCACCUGUCCGAGGUGAUUCCGGUGGACUACGCCAUCAACGGACUGUGCGUGAUCCCCUACCAGUUCGCCAAGAUGACGGAGCGGCCGACAGAGGUGCCGGUAUACAACAUCACGUGCGCUGACCACCGCAAGAUGCAGUGGGGCGAGGUAAUCGAAAUGAGUAAGGAAAUAGGGUACCGAUACCCGAUGGAGGCGGGUCUCUGGUAUCCCGACGGAUGCAUCACCACCAACAAACUGCACCACAACAUCAACGUGCUGCUCUUCCACUGGCUGCCUGCCUACUUGAUCGACUUCAUCCUGCUGCUGCUGGGCCAGAAGCGAUUCAUGAUCCGCGUCCAGAACCGUAUCUCUGUGGGCCUCGAGGUGCUGCAGUUCUUCACGAUGCGCGCCUGGUUCUUUAAGUCGGACGCCUACUCCUCGCUGUGGGCCAUGCUAAACGAGGCGGACAGGAAAAACUUUAACAUGGACAUGGAUCCCGAGGAGACCGUCCCCAUGUACAUAGAGUCAUGUGUCCAGGGAGGGCGACAGUACCUGAUGAAGGAGUCGCCCGACAGCUUGCCCCGCGCCCGGCUCCAGCUGAAGCUCAUGUACAUCUUGGACCGCGCUUGCAAGACGCUCAUCGUGGGCACCCUGUGCUACUGGACCUACGGGUUGGUGGCACGUCUGCUGGGCACAGCUCCUAGUAAACCCCUCUUCCUUCCUGCAGUGUCUCCGGCUGCCUUCGAGCCCUUGCCCGGAUGGGUGGACAACCUGAACGGACCCACUGGCCUGAUGAUCGGAUGCGGAAAGGGCGUGAUCCGGUCCGUGCUGGUGAACCAGCAGAACAAGGCGGAGGUGAUUCCCGUCGACUACGCGAUCAACGGACUGAUCGUCAUUCCCUACGAGUUCAACAAGCAGGCCAAGCGGCCCACCAAUGUGCCCGUGUACAAUAUAACCAAUGCGGACCACAGGAAGAUGACCAUGGGCACCGUGGUGGAGAUGAGCAAGCGCAUCAACAAGCAGUUCCCCUUUAACGCCGGUCUCUGGUACCCGGACCCCUGCGUGACCACCAACCAAUUCUACCACAACUUCAACGUGGCCCUGUUCCAUUGGCUGCCCGCUUACUUCCUGGACUUCCUGAUGCUGAUCUUGGGCCAGAAGAGAUUCAUGCUGCGAGUUCAGGAGAAGAUAUCCACAGGUCUGGGAGUCCUGCAGUUCUUUACCCUCAAUGCCUGGAUCUUCCGUUCUGAGAACUACGCCUCCCUAUGGAACAAACUCAACGAGGAAGACAAGGCGAUCUUUAACAUGAACAUGAACACCGAGAACACCGAGGAGGAGUACAUGGUUGAGUGUGCCAAGGGUGCUCGAAAGUUUAUCCUCAAGGAGAAGGAGGAGGAUCUGCCCAGGGCACGCGUCCACAUGAAGAUCCAAUGGGUCGUGGACGUCGUGUGCAAGACGGUGAUUGUGGGACUGUUCUUCUACUACCUCCUCAAGUGGACGGGGGUGCUGGCUAUAUUCUGAUUCUGGUUCUCCGUGGACUUGCAUUGGUUUGGUGGUCACGGUCACAGG